AGUAGGGGAGGUUAAGACAAGCGCGGCAGGUGCUGAAAGCCCCUAUUUAUGGCAUGUACUUAUUAACUCGGUGAUUAUGAGGCAACGCUCAUGUGAAACCAAGUAAAACUUGCCUUUCUUUUGGAAAAAUUGAAUGAUAGAGAACCUGCAGGGGAGCAUGAUGACUCACCUGGACACAGAGUUUGGUGGGAAGGGCAGCAGCACCAUCAAGGAAUGGAGUGGACAGGUCCAGCCUGUUCUGGUUGCUUCCUUUCUGUUUCUCUUCUGUCUGGAAGCCUGUCUGUGGGUCAGAAACCUCAGGCUCAAGAGAAGACUGCCCGGACCCUUUGCCUGGCCUGUGGUGGGCAAUGCCAUGCAGCUGGGCCAAAUGCCACACAUCACCUUCGCCAAGCUUGCAAAGAAGUACGGUAACGUGUAUCAGAUACGGCUAGGUUGUAGCGAUAUUGUGGUUCUCAAUGGAGACCGGGCGAUACGUCAGGCUCUGGUACAGCACAGCACAGAGUUUGCAGGCAGACCCAACUUUGCAUCUUUUCAGUCAGUCUCAGGUGGGAACAGUAUGACUUUCUCUAAUUACAGCAAAGAGUGGAGGACGCACAGAAAAAUUAUCCAGUCAACGAUCAGGGCCUUCUCAUCCGCCAACAGUCAGACCAAGAAAGCCUUUGAGCAGCACAUUGUGGCUGAGGCCAUUGAACUCGUCGAAACCUUUCGCAGACUCGGCGCUCACGGCCAGUAUUUCACACCUGCUCAUGAGCUGACAGUAGCGGCCGCUAAUGUGAUUUGUGCCUUGUGCUUUGGAAAACGUUACGGACACGACGAUGUUGAGUUUAGAGAUUUGCUGGGAAGGCUACACAAGUUUGGAGAGACAGUAGGGGCUGGCAGCUUGGUGGAUGUCAUGCCCUGGCUUCAAUCCUUCCCCAAUCCGGUCCGAAGUCUCUUCAAGACCUUCAAAGACCUGAAUCGUGAGUUCUUUUGCUUUGUCAGGAACAAGGUGGAGGAGCACAGAGAGACCUUCGACCCAGAGGUGACACGGGACAUGAGCGAUGCUGUCAUCGGGUCGAUCGACAAGGCUGACAGUGACACUGGACUGACUGAAGCCCAUACAGAAGGCACAGUGUCAGAUCUGAUUGGAGCAGGCCUGGACACCGUCUCCACCGCACUUCAUUGGAUGCUUUUACUGCUGGCUAAACAUCCUGACAUCCAAACCAAACUGCAAGAGCUUAUAGACAAAGUUGUAGGGCGGGACAGACUGCCAUCGAUCGAGGACAGGGGCAGUUUGGCUCUCCUAGAUGCCUUCAUUUAUGAGACCAUGCGCUUCACUAGCUUUGUCCCUGUCACCAUCCCCCAUUCCACCACCUCGGAUGUCACUAUCGAAGGUCUCCACAUCCCCAAAGACACAGUGGUCUUCAUCAAUCAGUGGUCAGUCAACCAUGAUCCUCUAAAAUGGAAGGACCCGCACAUCUUUGACCCGUCACGCUUCCUGGAUGAAAAUGGUUCUGUAAACAAGGAUCUUACCAAUAACGUCAUGAUCUUUUCUGCAGGGAAGAGACGUUGCAUUGGGAACCAGGUUGCCAAGGUGGAGAUCUUUCUGUUUUUUUCUAUUCUACUUCACCAGUGCAGCUUUGAGAAGAAUCCCAAUCAGGACCUGUCUUUAAACUGCUCAUAUGGUUUAACACUAAAGCCUUUGGACUACAAAAUAUCUGCCAAAUUAAGAGGAGAAUAAAUUAUGGGCCUUUGACUUGACGUGCAUUCUCACAAUACGUUUUGCUACUGCAGAGUCGUACGUAGUAACCCAGUGAACUAUGAGGUAUGUACUCAAAGUAGAGGUUUAUACCUUUUGCAUCAUGCUAAUGCUUUUUAUAAUCAAUUCCUUCUUUGUGGCUGCUGUUAGCUACCGAUUAAUGUUUUCCUUUAAUUGACUGCACAAUCAUUUCAACUCAUAAAAUCGUCUGCAGUUCCUGUGUAAAAAACUAAGCACCCCAUGACUUCUAUGUGAUAAUCGAAAUUGUCUGAGUCAUAUCACGAAAUGUCGGAGCAAUUUCACAUUGUGAAAAUUUUGCAGCAGACGAAUCCAAUCAGCCCAGUGAGAGACCGAGAAAAUCCAAACACAACUGUAUAGACUGCACCAUGUCAUAUAUAAAAAGAAAUGCAGUAAACUGUCAUGCGGUAGAACAAACCCACAGUUUAUGAUAUCCAAAAGUAUUGUUGUUUACUUUGAGGGCAUAUAAGGCAUAUAAACAGAUGGUCAGGAAUUUUAAUUCACUUUUUUUUUGCUAAUGGUUUGGAUUCAUAAGUUGUUUUGCCCCAGUGAAAUAAGUUGCACAAUCACUUAUCCCACUCUUCACAUGCAUGUAUGAAUUAUUAUUUUUUGUGUUGAAUAGAUUUGAAAUAUUCCUCAUCCAUAUUCAGGGACUGAAAUUAUUAUACUGCAUAAAAAUGUGCUAUCAGUGAAUACAAUUUACCUUCACUGUGCUAUUAAUCCUACAUGAUGAGCUUGAUUACAGGUAAUAUACGGUCAUAUGUUACACAUAUGCAAAUGCUAUGGGGAUAUUACUUCAGACGCAUUUCACUGUAAAACUCGAUGAAUUAUCAGCUAUUUUGUUAUAUUUCCUUAGCUCCUUUAAUAAUGCAAAACCCUUUGCUUUGCAUUAUUAAAACAUUUGUUGUGUACUUGAAAAAUGAGCACUGGAGAUCAUAUAUGUACAUGCAUGAACCAACUGCUCAAAUAAAAUAUAUCCCAACAAAAAAAUAAAAUAAUGCAAAACCUAAAACACUUGAUAAAGCAACCCGCAUUGUGCCGAUGUACAUGUUGUAAAGGACAUCUAUUACAAGAUCCUUGAUAAAUAUACUAUGCAAUGUACAGUUUGACCUAAGCCCUGGAAAUACAAUAAACAUUUCAUAUUGAUAAA
This is a messenger RNA of Lampris incognitus (smalleye Pacific opah), 2906 nucleotides long. Its product is annotated as cytochrome P450 1B1-like. The transcript has 2 exons. Lineage: Eukaryota; Metazoa; Chordata; Actinopteri; Lampriformes; Lampridae. Bases 134 to 1720 code for a protein of 528 amino acids. Gene Ontology annotation, molecular function: monooxygenase activity; iron ion binding; heme binding. The record is from RefSeq and is a predicted model, not a curated record.